Molecule: messenger RNA, 1743 nt
Organism: Didymodactylos carnosus
Lineage: Eukaryota; Metazoa; Rotifera; Eurotatoria; Philodinida; Philodinidae
Source: the annotation of a GenBank genome assembly
AUGGCUAAGUUAGAAGGCAUCUGGUCUGGCAGCAAAAAAGAUAAUUUCAAUGUAUUUGUUCAACAUAUGGUGUAUAAACUAUGGAAUACAAAAGUUGUUAAAUUAGUUAAUCCAGAUGAUCAUACAUUAGUAUCAUUUUUUCCAUUAGAAUAUUUAUUUAUAACUGGUGAUUUACCUGCAUUAGCUGAUAUGGCUAAUUUCAUCCGGCAUGGUGGUUACAAUGCAUGUUUCGUUUGUUUAGUACCUGGUGUAUAUGAUAAAGACCAAGGUAUAGUAUUGUAUAUUUGUGAUGAUAUAAAGGAAAGAACAAAUAAUGAUUAUUACAGUGAUGUUCUUGAAGCAGAACGAAGAAAUGCAUUAUAUAUAAAUACAAUAAAUGAACAUUAUACAACAAAAUUAACUGGUUUAUCAUUACACGUACACAGACAUUAUUCUAAAGACUUUGAUCGAUAUGGUUCAUCAAGUGCAUCGUCUUGUUUUUCUAUGGAAAAUACAAUGCAGUUUUAUCAGAAAGAUGCACAUGGCGUCAGAGACUUAAUAUCACAAAUUAUUUACCAUCAUGAAAUGGAAUUAUUAGAUAAAUGUUAUUUAGGCAAUUAUGAUGACAAUGAUAAAAAUGAAUCAGCAUGUUAUUUACCAAGAUUAUUGAACAUAAAUAAGAAUAUUGUUAAUACACAUAAACAUUGUGAUACAUGUCCAAAACGUCGUUGUUUUGUUAAUGAAAGUUAUUGUGAUGAUCGUGAUACUGAAGGAAAACAACAAAAUACAGAUAAAAAUAUACACAUAGCAUUAACAGCUUUAAAUGAAAUCGAAGCCACCAAUCGUCUUCAAUUAUGUGAUAUUACAAUUCAUGAAAAUAACGUGAAUAUGAAAAAUCAAAAUCAUCAUCGAAAAAGACGUCUCUUUGUUAGUGAUGAUGAUGAUGAUGAUGACGAUGAUGAUGAAAUUAAUAAAGAAUUGAAUGUUAAUGGACGACGAAAUAAUAAUCCUAAACAGCAUCAACAAAUACAAUCAACAUCAAUUGAACAUAAUACAUCUCAUCAUUUGCUUGAUGAUACAUAUUAUCAACAGAACAAUACAAAUAAUCGUUUAUUACUUAAUUCAUCACAACAACAACCAAGACAACACCCAACAACAAUAGAUGCUAAUCAACAUGGAAAUCGUUUUAUUGAUUUCCAACGUUCUCAUCAUGAUAAUGUAACUUCACCAACAUUCGGUUCAACAACAACUCGUAAUAGACCACGUACAACAUCUUAUCCUUCUCAUGGAGAUGAUAAUGACUCCAAUUCGAUUUUUGAUAAUUAUAAUCAACAAAUGGCUUCAGAAGAAAAAAGUAUAACAAGAAGAUUAUUAUUUUCAAUACAAAAAGAAAGUCGCCUGAUAAAAAAUUUACUUUCUGUUUUGAUUGUAAACGGUAUCGAUUUAUCAAUGGUCAGCGGAAGCAAUGCACAAAAAUAUUUUUAUAAUUGUGUAAAGCGUAUUUUCACACAACAAGAAUUAGUAAAUGGCUGCGCUGGAGAAACAUAUCAAGGUCGUCUUAAAAAAGUACCAUUAGAUCAAGACAAAUUGAACAAUUUACACAAAGUCGUUAUGAAAAAAUUUUAUAUAGAUGCAAUUUCAUAUAUGACAAUGUGGAACAGUGGUGGUGGUAAACGUAAAUUUUCACAAUGGUUAUUAGAUAAUAAAGAAAAUGAACAACAACAACAACAGCAAACAACAAACGUUGAUGAAAAUAAUAAUUAA